Messenger RNA from Dunckerocampus dactyliophorus (ringed pipefish), 5247 nucleotides. It is a transcript of the gene dusp19a, whose product is annotated as dual specificity phosphatase 19a. Gene Ontology annotation, molecular function: JUN kinase phosphatase activity. Gene Ontology annotation, biological process: protein dephosphorylation; regulation of MAP kinase activity. Lineage: Eukaryota; Metazoa; Chordata; Actinopteri; Syngnathiformes; Syngnathidae. Gene Ontology annotation, cellular component: cytoplasm. The transcript is spliced from 11 exons. Bases 3919 to 4548 code for a protein of 209 amino acids. The record is from RefSeq and is a predicted model, not a curated record.
GUAGCAUAUGUUCCCAAAGUGGGGUACGCGUACCUACAGGGGUACGCCAAUUGUAAUGGGGGAACGUGAAUAAAAAUGAGAAAAAAAAUCAAAAACAAUUAGCGGCUAACGCUCUCAUUUACGAGUGUACCUGAAUGCCUCACGGCGCAAUGGCGAACAGAGCAGAAAUCAGGAAGGAGACAGCACACGAUGUUGUCCAUUGUUCUGUGUGCAUCAUAUGAACAAAUAAGGCAGCUCACUGAUGACUGCUUAUGCUGUGAAAAGUGACAAAACCUCCCUUUAUGGUGGGAGAACUGCAAAGUCAGCAUGGAUGACGCACUCAGGUCAGAAGCUCCGUCCACUCUCACUGAGACACACACACACACGCAUGCACAUUUACUGACAACAGACACGCUCAGCGCACACUAAAUGAUGUUUGUGCAAAGAUAAAUGUUUGACAUGAAGAGAUGAACUACAUUCAGCUACAACAGCUUGUCAUAGUGCAAUAUCUACACACCCCCACACACACACACGCGCGCACACCCACACACACACACACACACACACACACGCAAUCCCAUCUCAGUGGCGACUUCGGCGAUGAGCUGCUCUGGCUUUUCCUUGCAGAAUCUGAUCCCACCUCUGCACACACAAAUCAGGAGGAUUAGCACGGAGUUAAUUAGUGAUGUAUCACUAUUGUUUGUAUAGAGAGACAAUGGCAGAAGAUACUAAAGCUAGUGUGCCCCCCCCCCCAACUCAGAGCCAACCAUCUUCACAUUCAAAUAGACGUGUCACGUAUAAGAAAGUCUUCUUGGAGAGCAAUAAGUAAACAUGUGAAAAAAACUAAACACGCCUAUUUGACUAGCCUGGGUAACUUUGCUCCAUCCACAUACAGUAUAUCCAACAUCCAAAAAUUUUUAAUCAUCCUGCCCUGCUCUGCACUUAGCAAUAACAUCUUCUGCAGCCCGUUAAAGCAGCAAACUACUGUAGUUAGGCCAUGGGUGUCCAAAGUGUGGCUUGUUUUUUUUCUUCUUGUUUUGUCAAACAGCACGUCUUGGCACGUGUGUUUACACUGGUAGCAAAACUCAGCAUCAUUUUGUUUUGUGGCAUUAAAGUAAGGUGUCAGCAUGUCUUACCUUGACCUUCCUGCCCAUCUUGUCCUUCCAUUUCUGAGCGAUGGAGCCGUCAAUCAGGAGCAACCUGCAAUGCAACACCCCCCCACAUCAGCUUCCAGUCACAGUGCUAAGCUAGUAGCAGACACGCCUCAACCACCGUUUACCUGGACGUCUCUUCGUUUUCGUAGCCCAUGAUUAGGUACUCCUCCCCGGCCGUCACAGGGGGGCACAGGCAGGAAGACGAGUAGUACAGAGUCAGCGUCUCCCUGGGAAUGUUGACCAGGGAAGACUUGAGCACCUCCUUCACCUCCACCACCGCUGUGGGCUCCAUGCCGCGAUUCCUCACCUCCCUCACCCUGGCUCGGAUCACUAAGGAGCACACACAACUUGACUGGGAAUCAUCCAGACCCCCACUGCCAAAUGUAUUGGACUGGAAAAGUACAUGAAUUCGCCUGUAACCUUCCACUGUUGACUCCCAACGGAUGAAAAUGGCUGGAAAAACAAAUGUGGAAUCUUCCUCCAACAUAAUGUGUGGUCAAAGACUUUAAUGACGUGCAGACGUCCACUUUCCAAAUCCUCCUGGGCUCGGGAGUCAUCCGGAUAAGCCUCGGCGCUCUCUCACUUUAACGCUUUGGGUUGGAAAUGAAGUAGCACGCCACCGCAGACGCCAUGUAGACGCCUUUUCACGGGUCACGUGACUUAAACUUCCAGGCAAAAGUAUUGGGACAGCAACAGGACGUGAAGAGUGAAGAACCUUUGCAAACACAACAGCUUCCACUCGUCUGGGAAGAUUUUUCUACAGGAUUUUGGAGUAUGACCCGUGUGUUUCUUUACUUGAGUCUUAUAGGACAUCAAUGGAUUUCAAACAUUACCCUGAGGAACUCCACUCAAAAUUGCGUCUUAGUGUUUGUUACUAUGGAUGGGUGAUGGAGCGUUGUUGCACAAAAAAGUAUCGCGUCACGUGAAAAAUAAGGGCACCCAUGACGGUAUAUCAUGUACUGUACAUAUACUAUACGAUUUUGGUCAAACGUACUGGGAUGGCUACAGGAAGUGAAGAAAAUGUGGAGCCUUUGCAGCCAGAACAGCUUCCAGUCCUGUCGGAAGACCUUCGACAAGAUUCGGAAGUGUCUACAUUUGUGAGGUCAGAAUUCACUAAAGCUGGACCUUCUACACCAAACUCCUCCAAAUAUGCCUUUAUGGCCCUUGCUUUGUGCACUGGCAACAGAAAAGUGUCUUCCCACAAUUGGCCAAAAUGCCUUACUAAGAUGAAGAACAAAGAUUCAGGGACAUCUAAGGACUCUAGUCCAACCUCUCAUUCAUUCAUUGCGUGUCUCAAUACAUUUGUCCAUAUGACAUAUGCAAAACUCACCAUAGUUGUAGUUGUUCUUCAGGUAGGUUUUCAAACCCAUUUUGACUGUCUUACAUCUGCAGCGAUCUACACACACACACACACACACACACACACACACACACACACACACAGGAUACAGGAUCAGUACGUGAUUCCAUCCCAUGGGAGACCCCUCCUUCCCCCCUUUAAACCCCCCUCAUCAGUUUACCAGGUCCUCUGCAGUGAAGGUUGUUGGAGUCCAUUGGAAAGUCUGGACUGGAUUCUGUCAAAAGCAUCAAAGCAGGAGCAGGUCAACAUGUUUUUCAGGAAUUCAUGGCAUUAUUUCUGAACAGAGAAAAGUUCAAAGGUUAACCUCACCUGGGUUACACCUGGCCGGGUCCUGGUAGUAUGGAUCUACGGAAACACAAGAACACCGGUCAGUUUGGGAAUUAUUUAAAAAAAAUACAAUCCUGGUUUGUUAUUUGAACGUCAACACUAGGGAUGACCAUGAUUGGUCAUUUGGUGUAAUGUGGGGAGUUCAUCCCUCCCUUGUCAACGCAGUGGCGCUGUCUGGGUGCUUCACUGACACUGGUAAGAAGCUGCUGAGGAGGCAAAGGUUACCUGGUCCCUCGGCCUUGACGAUGGCCUCGGGCGAGAUGCAGACACCGCGGUCGUAGAGUGGCAGCUCACUGCAGGCCAGGCUGUCGGGCCAGCUGUGGUUGUAGCGCUUCAUGACGGGCUCGCAGCCCUGCUUUGCGCGCUCACACACUGCCUUGCACGGCUUGAUGGGCUCGUGCUGGAAGUCGAUGGUGCAGAUGGGAGCGUACAUGGCGCACAGGAAGAAGAGCAAGUCCGGACUGCAGCCGGUACCUAAGGGGAGACACAGGACUCGGAACAGGAUUAGCAGGGUCGUCCUGGUUCAAAUUGACACUCCUGCAGACUGAGCUCAGAGCGAGGUCAGUCCGGUCUGGCAUGGGCGGCCGAGUUCCACGCAUUGUUUCCUCAGACCGGGCUUGUCCACUUCCCCUGCUGUCUGCGGUUUGCUUUGCCAUGUGGGUUUCCGACCGCCGUCUUUGAACCUCCUCGGAGGUGACCUCAUGAUGUCAAAGGACCAAUCGGCAAGAUUCACCACGUCAAUGCUGAUGUCGUCACUGCGACCACCAUGUCGUCCUCGAGCAACAGUGGGAGGAGCUUCCCAGAGUAAAGAUACUCACAGGUGUGACGGCACUGCUCUCGUACCAGCCUGUCCAGGCUCAGGUGUCAUCAGAGGCAGAGAACCUGGACCGGGUUAAACACAGACGUGCAUGGAGAAAUUGGUCUCUUUUUGUGGAUUCUGAACUAAACCACCACCUUGGUUUCUGGACUUUUAAGUGGACGGUUUGCCAAGUGUCAUCCUGCGCCGGAACAGGCUUUCAUCCCACUCAGCGUCAGUUCCCUUCCAGGACUACGUCUUGGGUCCUGCUUCUGUCUGGUCCAUCCUAGCCCGGCCUGGUCAUGCAGUCCCUGGCUGAGGAGAUCCAGAGUUUCUCUCGGACACGUCUGAAGAGGCAGUGCACCCGCGUGACUUCACUGAGUGGCCGCCGCAUCAUUGAGACCUGGAAGGGGUCAAUGAUGACGGUAGUGGACGACCCGGUCCCCCCGGAGAAGCUGUUGGGAUAUGUCCCAGACACCUCAUGGGACCUUCAGGUGGGCGUGGUCAAGCCCUACCUGCUGCUGGGUUCUCAGGAUGCCGCACACGACUUCAGCACCUUAAGGAAGCACAAGGUGUCCCACAUCCUCAACGUGGCUUUUGGAGUGGAGAACGUCUUCCCCGACCUGUUCAUCUACAAGACAGUUAGCAUUCUGGACCAUCCCGACACGGACCUGGUGCCACACCUUCAGGAAUGUUGUGACUUCAUCCAGCAAGCUCAAGCUGAGAAAGGCGUGGUCCUGGUCCACUGUAACACUGGCAUCUCUCGAGCUCCAGCGGCGAUCAUUGGCUACCUGAUGUCACGUGACGACCAGUCCUUUGACGACGCCCUCUCCUGUGUCAAGGCAGCCCGGCCCACCGCCUGCCCAAACCCUGGCUUCCUGGAGCAGCUGAGGAAGUACAAGAUGGAGAAGAUGCCUGCCAGGAAACACUGAAAGUAGUCGAAAACAUGAAAAGAAGAAAAUAUUUGCUCUUUUUCGUCUGUUGGCAUCCUGGUUACAUUUGUUUAGCACACAGCACCCUCUAGUGGAAGGAGUCGCGAGCUGAAUCAUUAGCAAACUUUACCACAAGAGGUCAAAAGAUCAUUGAGAACAUUCAUUGAAUUGCGGAAACCGUUCCCUGGAUGUGCGCACGUAGAAGCAAACAACGCAGAUGCGUGUUACAAUUUGAUUAAAGUGUUUUUUGUUUUUUUUUAGCUCGUCGCUGUCGAUGACGUCUUCUUAUGUUUUGUUGCUGUCAUGUUGUUCAUCUCUUUGAUCUUGUGUGUAUUUUCAUUGGCAGACUAAACAUGUGAAAUGAAAUAAAUACAAGCUCAUGCUUGUACACACGUCAAGCCCAAAAAUGACGUCUUCUGACAACUACGUUUUGAAGUUUUUGUUUUGAAAUGGCCACAUGUUCAAAUGUUGUAAAUGUGUGAGAGGAGCUCAGGACUUUUUGAAGGCAAACACAUUUUGACUGAAGACAAAAGUGGCAAAGAAAUAGCUAUUUUCUAUGACACGUCUUGUCAUUCCUAAAUGCUCAAAGUCAUUUUAGUGUUAAAGCCACACUUGAGUCACAUGAGGGCAUCUAUUGUGCAGCUCUAGAAAACCUCACUGUCCAAAUACUUCUGCUGCUAAUUCCAUCCCAUAAUAUGA